GGAGGAUAUCCUGGGAGAACCGCUUUAUCUAUAUAAAUAUUAUAUUAGUUUUUUUUGUAAUAGUCAAAAAGAUGAGAGAGAAAAUUAAGGAAGAAAAAAAUGUAAUAGAAAAACAUUUUUGUCUUCUUAUUUUCAUUGCAUUGAAUUCUAAUUUCUCUUUUAAUAUAUCACUCUCUUUUCCAUAUAAAUUUCAAAUAAGUUCAUAACCGACCUCUUGUUGAGAUAAAGCUUCUUUUCUUUUUUUCUCUGACAAAUGGAAAUGAUUUUAAGGAGAAAAGACAGAAACAAGUUUUAAUAUUAAUGGGUUUUUCUUUGGCUUUUGAAAAGACAGAACAAGAUACAAGGUUUUUAGGUUCCAACAACAACAAUUCUAUGAUCAUGGUUUCUUCUAAUGUUGUUAAGAGCAUAACAAAUUCAUCAACAUCUAAACUUGAAUCACUCUCACAACAACAACACAACCAUUAUCAUCUUUAUCAUCACCAACAACAGCAGCAGCAACAACAACAUCAUCAACAGCAGCAACAGCAACAACAACAUCAUCGUAUGCAUGAUGAUCAUCAAAUUUCUUUUGGAAUGAUGCCAUCUUCAUCUUCAUCCUCCAUCCCUGGGAACUACUUAAGCAAGGAUUCAAGUGCUUUUGAUUUAGGUGAAUUGGAUCAAGCUUUUUUCUUGUAUCUCGAUGGACAAUCACAAACACAAGCUGAUCCUUCCACUCUUCAAGAUCAAGGACAGAAUUCAUCAUCAUCAGCAAUGAGGCCACCACCAACUCUUAACAUUUUCCCAUCUCAACCAAUGCAUGUAUCACCACCACCACCACCCUCUAAUUCAAAGGCUAGCAUGGGAUUAACUUCUCCACAAACAAGUGGUUCCAAAAUAAUAUCUCAACCUACCAUGGAGUUGGCAAACCAACGAAAUCAAACCCCUUCUGCACCUGCACCACCAAAACCUGUCAAGAGAGAGAAUAAUCGGAGGGGUACAACUUCAAGUUCUGAACAUGAAGGACCAAAAACACCGGAUCCUAAGACUCUGAGAAGACUUGCUCAGAAUAGAGAGGCAGCAAGGAAAAGCAGGCUUAGGAAAAAGGCUUAUGUUCAGCAGCUAGAAUCAAGUAGGAUUAAGCUUAAUCAGCUUGAACAAGAAUUACAGCGUGCUAGAGCUCAAGGCGUUUUAAUGGGCGGAGGUGCAAUUUUGGGAGGAGAUCAAGGCAUACCAAUUUCUAUGAACAACAUUACCUCAGAGGCUGCAAUGUUUGAUUUGGAAUAUGGGAGAUGGUUAGAGGAGCACCUUAGGCUUGUAUGUGAGCUAAGAGCAGCAGUAGAUGAACACCUGCAUGAAAAUGAGCUUAGGUUAUAUGUGGAAAAUUGUUUGGCUCACUAUGAUCAAGUAAUUAACCUCAAAAACAUUUUAGCUAGAACAGAUGUUUUUCAUCUUGUUUUCGGAAUGUGGAAAACACCAGCCGAGCGUUGCUUCAUGUGGAUCGGCGGAUUCAGACCAUCUGAACUCAUUAAGAUAAUUGCAAGUCAAAUUGAGCCUCUUACUGAGCAUCAAAUCCUGGGAAUAUGUGGGUUGCAACAAUCAACACAAGAAGCAGAAGAAGCUCUUUCCCAAGGGCUUGAUGCACUCAACCAUUCUCUUUCAGACACCAUAACAUCAGACUCUUUGAGCCAUCCACCUAACAUGGCUAACUACAUGGGACAGAUGGCUCUUGCCAUGAACAAGCUUUCAACUCUUGAAAGUUUUGUGAGACAGGCAGAUAAUCUGAGGCACCAAACAAUUCAUCGUCUGCACCAGUUGUUAACAAUUCGUCAAGCUGCAAGAUGUUUGGUUGCAAUGUCAGAGUAUUUUCAUCGUCUUCGAGCAUUGAGUACUCUCUGGUUGACCCGCCCUCGCCAAGAAUAGUGGGAGAAGGUCCGUGCUAGUAGUAGUAGCAGUAGUAGUGGUGUCGGAUUUCAUGGCUAUGGCUAGCUAGAUUUAUAAUUAUAAUUAUAUGAUCUUGUAGUUUUUAUAUUUUAUAUAUUUUCUUAAAGUUUAAGUUUAAUAUUCUCUUAAUUUACUAAGAUAUAUUAUCAUGUCA
This is a messenger RNA of Lathyrus oleraceus (garden pea), 2074 nucleotides long. RefSeq names its product bZIP transcription factor TGA10. The transcript is spliced from 11 exons. Gene Ontology annotation, molecular function: sequence-specific DNA binding; DNA-binding transcription factor activity. Lineage: Eukaryota; Viridiplantae; Streptophyta; Magnoliopsida; Fabales; Fabaceae. Bases 301 to 1899 code for a protein of 532 amino acids. Gene Ontology annotation, biological process: DNA-templated transcription; regulation of DNA-templated transcription. The record is from RefSeq and is a predicted model, not a curated record.